GAAUACAUAAUAAUUAAUAUGUUUGACAAUCAAAACUGGAGUCCCAAGUCACCAAGGGUAACAAAAUAAAUCGUAUCAAAAGUGACUGUCCAAUAUAUUAAUAUCUGAAUAAUAUUCAGUGUGUCGAAGGUUCGAGCUUUGAUAACUUAUAUUACCUUACACGCUUGUCGCUGCGAUUUCAUUUUUGAGCAAUCUGCAUAAUGGGUUGUGAUGGUGGAACUAUUCCCCGUCGUGAUGAACUUGUCCGCUUAAAAAAGAAACCAGAACAGAAAGACAAAGAUGCUGAACGCUCUUUUAAGUGGCGUAAUUGUGCAUUAUCUCAGCAACCAUUGCAAGAACCUGUAGCCGCAUGUGGCCUUGGAAGAUUGUACAGCAAAAGUUCAGUUUUAGAAAGUCUCCUGGAUAAAGAAAGCAAGCCAGAAUCAAUAAGCCACAUUAAAAAUCUGAAGGAUAUAAGGGAUCUAAAUCUUACAAAGAAUCCGGCAUACAAAAAAACAGAACAUACUGAUGGUGCAGUGGGUGAUGGCAGUGCUCCUUACAUAUGCCCCAUAAGUGGUUUAGAGAUGACAGGAAAGUUUCGUUUCAUAUUCUUAUGGAGCUGUGGCUGUGUGCUAGCUGAAAGAGCAUUAAAGGAAGUGAAACAGAACCUUUGUCAUAUGUGUCAGAAUCCUUUCACUGAUAAUGAUGUAGUGGUUCUCAAUGGAAAUGAGGAAGAUAUCGAAAAACUCAAUGAACAGAUGUCAAUACGAGUCUCUAACAGAAAGACAAAAAAAUCAAAAACUACAAAGAAAGAAAAAAUUGAAAUAAAAACAGAGGAACCUUCAACAUCCCAAGAACCGCAACCUUGCAGUAGUCAAGUUAAAAAGGAAGAUGAUAAGAGUCAACUGAAAAAAGAAAUGUCAGAUACAAUACCACUAACAUUACCAAAAUUUAACCCAAAUAAACAAGCAAGAGGACAUUUUGGAUCAUUCAAAAGGGCUCAUCCAAAUGCAUUGCAGCAAGAUCCAUCCUAUAAAAAGACAAAGAAAGAAUACAGUAUAGCAAAAGAUCCACAGACAAGUGAAGUCUAUAAAUCAUUAUUUACAACACACAAAAGUGAAGAAGACCAGAAGAGAGCUCACUGGGUUACAUACAAUCCAUUCUAUAAUUAAUAUAUUUUAAUAAAAAAUGUUGGUAUGAUAUAUAAUCAAUCAUUGAUACAAUAUGUAAAAUCUAAUAAAAAAUAAAUGCAAUUAAACAACA
Pieris napi is the source of this 1242-nucleotide messenger RNA. Its product is annotated as replication termination factor 2. The transcript has 4 exons. Gene Ontology annotation, cellular component: nucleus. The coding region runs from base 201 to 1151 and encodes 316 amino acids. The record is from RefSeq and is a predicted model, not a curated record. Gene Ontology annotation, biological process: mitotic DNA replication termination; site-specific DNA replication termination at RTS1 barrier. NCBI's taxonomy places the organism in Eukaryota, Metazoa, Arthropoda, Insecta, Lepidoptera, Pieridae.